Molecule: messenger RNA, 951 nt
Organism: Adineta ricciae
Lineage: Eukaryota; Metazoa; Rotifera; Eurotatoria; Adinetida; Adinetidae
Source: the annotation of a GenBank genome assembly
AUGUCACUGGUUGCCAAAUCCAAUCUAAUACGAAUCAAUUCUUUGAACAACAACAUUUCAAGAACAUUGGAGUCCAUUGAAAACAUCGACUCCGUGAUACGAAAAAAAGAACAGUCAUGGCUUGCACCCCAUGAACUAUCAAAUGAUAAAUCAGAUAUUCCAAGUAAUCUCGAUGACGAAGCUAAUACAUCAAAAUCAAUAGUAGAAACACCUUUAAUCCCACCGGAGUCGACCAGUACACUUGAAGAGCCAUUAAUAUCUCCUUGUUACUGUUUGGGCACAAUGCAAUAUUUACAUCAAGCAUGUUUACAACGUUGGAUAAAAAGUUCCGGUGUAAAAUCAUGUGAAUUAUGUAAAUUUGAAUUCAUCAUGCAUUCAGAAAUCAAACCGUUCAAACAGUGGCAAAAAUUGGAUAUGAAUGUCGUCGAACGACGAAAAGUGAUGUGUUCAGUAGCGUUUAAUUUAAUUGCAGUCACCUGUGUUCUUUGGUCUUUAUAUGUGCUGAUUGAAAAAACUCGAGAUGAAGUCAAAGUUGGCAAACUUCAUUGGCCGUUUUGGACGAAACUCAUCGUGGUUGCUAUUGGUUUCACUGGCGGUUUAGUUUUUCUCUAUGUUCAAUGUAAAAUGUACAUUCAGCUUUGUAUUCGUUGGCGUCAGUUCAAUCAACGUAUCAUCAUCCAUUCAAGAGAUGAACAGCAUCGUAGUGGCACUCUCUAUUCGUCGGGAACGAAAUAUUCUCAAAAUAAACGAGGCAAUUGUAUUAUAACAGUACUUGAUGCAAAUGAUUUACCCCCAUUGAACUCUAAUACUUCAUCAUCGGUUACUCCUGGUCAUACAACAAUUCGGUCGAAUUCUCCUUCAGCAACGAGCACAAACCGCAAUCGAAGACAUGACGAUAAUCAUCAUCAACAUUUUCUACAUCGAAUUUUUCAUUUUCGUCGAUCGAAUUGA